AUGUGUUGUGGAAAGCCGGAGCUAACAGUUUUUAUAUCAGGAUCAAUCAAAGGCAUAAAACAUGGUGAAUUGGAAUCAUGGUUGCGGAGAAUUACCCCACUACGUUUUGAACAUAUCUUAAAGAGAGAAGCAAGUGAAUGGGGGCAUGUUCACUUCGGUACACAUUAUGAUGCAUCCAAGUUUUUCAACGAAAUGAAAAAUAAUCCUUUCACAGGACCACAUGAGUGUGAAAUCAGAUUUUCUAAUGCAACAUAUUUUAAGACCAAGAGAAUAGUUGAAUAUAUUAACACAUCUAGACCUAGAUCGGCAUAUACUCCAACUUCACAAACUGAUGAAAAAAAAUUGGUGCCCUUAAAACAGUCUUUGCAGAAUAAAUCCCAAUACGCAUUGUAUGAUAACGGGGAAGGAUUUUAUAUAAUCAAGAUACAUACUCCAGGAAUUCAGCGAAAAGACCAAGUACAAAUUGAUGUCGCUAAUGACGAUCGAUCUGUUAUUAUUUUUGCCGAGAAUUUGACAAUUGGAGAAAGCGAUACGGGGAUUACAGAAAUUAAAAAUGAUCUUUCCACUAAGUUCGAAGUAAAUGUUAAUUUACCAAGGAUGGUAUGCACGAAUUAUCCGGUCAAUGUUGACGUUGAAUAUG
Molecule: messenger RNA, 640 nt
Organism: Acaulospora morrowiae
Lineage: Eukaryota; Fungi; Glomeromycota; Glomeromycetes; Diversisporales; Acaulosporaceae
Source: the annotation of a GenBank genome assembly